AUGUCCCUCCCACGCACCUUCACCCGUCUCCUUACCAAACGACCACCCACCCACCUCAACCCUUACACCCAAAUCCGCACCAUCAAAGCCGGCGCCGCCUCCUCGGCCAUCGAAUCCCCCUCCACCCUCCCCUCCUACCAUGACCGUCUCGACCAGCCCCCAACUCAACCACCCUCUCAAUCUCAACUCUCCGCAGCCGCAGAACAUCUCAUAACCACCCACCCGCUAGUCCAAUCCCUCCGCUCGAACCCCUCCUACAAAGAGUCCCGUCCCCACCUACACAUGAAACCCUCCCACCGGCCCAAUCACUUCGUCGCGGGCACCCUCUCCGGCGCGAACAAGGUGACGGUGCCGCCGUAUAUGUUCACUUCCAUUGUCAACCCAAACCGAACCCAGAAGCAGAAUGAUGAGGGGAAGGAGGUAAAGGAGUCCCCCCGCGCGCGCCUCAUCUCCGUGUUCCACAUCGGUCCUCAGCUGUGCGGACACCCCGGGUACGUUCACGGAGGCUUGCUGAGCGUGAUGUUCGACGAGGCGUUUGCGCGGUGCGUGUCGGAUUCGUUUAAGAGCGGGUUGGGCAUGACGGCGAACUUGAAUGUGGAUUUCAGGAAGCCGGCGUUGCCGGAACGGGUGUAUGUGCUCAAGGCGGAGACGGUCAAGGUUGAGGGGAGGAAGGCGUGGGUGGAGGGAGAGAUGAGGAGUAUGCCUGCUGAUGGUGCUGAGGGAGAAGGGGAGACAGUAGUGGCGGAGGCGAGGGCGUUGUUUGUGGAGCCGAAGUUUGCGGAGAUAGAUACAUCAGCAGACUAA
Molecule: messenger RNA, 804 nt
Organism: Aspergillus niger
Lineage: Eukaryota; Fungi; Ascomycota; Eurotiomycetes; Eurotiales; Aspergillaceae
Exons: 2
Coding region: 1-804 (267 amino acids)
Source: RefSeq, a predicted model, not a curated record